Lottia gigantea (owl limpet) is the source of this 1321-nucleotide messenger RNA. RefSeq lists its product as hypothetical. The record is from RefSeq and is a predicted model, not a curated record. The annotation marks the transcript as partial. Lineage: Eukaryota; Metazoa; Mollusca; Gastropoda; Lottiidae. The transcript is spliced from 3 exons.
CCCCUAUUACAAUUCCAAGAAAUACUAUCGAUAUUCAAGAAUAUUACAGAAGAUAGAUUAACCAUGGCAAGUUAAGUUUCCGACACAGAUAUAAGAAAAAAUAUGCUUGGAGGGCAAUGACAUUCGUGUAUACUUGACCACGGCACAAGACUUGUGUGACAAGAUAUUAUGAUAGCCUAUUUCAUGGGCCUAUUGUUAUUGAUGAUAUCAUUAUUUAAAAUGAAUAUUCAGCCAUUUUUGUUUGUGGUGUGAAAUAUGUUUUGCAAUUAGUUAUAAAGUCUCAAGGCUAAGACACUGGAGUACAGAGGAAUGAAUGGAGAUUGUUAUUUCAGCAUUUAUUGUUCAACAUUCUUAUGGUUUGCAUAACAAAAUGUAAACAUUAUGGAGGGUUUUGCACAACAAUAUACCACAUCUGAUGAGGCUUAUGUUCAAAGAAGACCUGUUUCGACUUCCAAUGUUUUUGAUAUUGUGGAGCAUAAACGGAAAAGAUUUUCAAAGUCCAGAGACAUAUUUUCAAUAGAGGAAGCCAAUGAUAAAAAAGCUAGAAAGCGACUAGUUGUUCAGCGUAGUUUAAGUUUACCGGAUGUUGUUCCUAGUACCAGUCCUGUUUUUUAUGAAUUCCCUUCCUCUCCAGACAUUCUGUGUCAAGGUGACCUAAAGGAAGAGAAGAAACUUGAAAUCGAAGGACCUGUAUAUAAACCAAGACCAAAGUCUGUUUCAUUUGUUGACGAAUCUCACAAAAAUAUUUCUGACCAUGGAAAAGAACUAAGGCAGCAACUACGUAGGAAGAAAUCAUCAUCAUGUGGAUAUUGGACAGGCGGCUCGAAUGAAUCUGAUUAUAGUGUAGAUGUUGUAACUAGUAGUGAGAAGAGUCAAGAUGUCAUAACCCAAAGUGUUGACAAGGGUCUGCCAUUGACUGGUAAUAAUGAAGUUUCAACUAAACCAAUCUCUGAUGGCAUACCAACUAUAAGUCUGUUUGUUUUCAAUAGUACAAGUAAUGGAAGUGUAUAUAUCAAUGAAGAGAUUUUCAACCAACUCAAAAGCUAUGAUACUGGUUUAGCACCAACUUCCCGAACACCUCAAUCAACAGAAUCUGUGUCUCCUUUAUCACAGUUUUGUUAUGACAAGUUAACAGAAGAGAAGAAUGAAUCUGUUACUGAAAAUAAAUUAAAUCAGCCAUCUGUACUAGAUAAUAGGAGAGAAGAAGGGAAGUUAAAAAAGGAGCUUUAUCAUGGAGAAUUUGAGAGACAGAUGCUGUCAAAUAAAGUCUCAGUUGAAAAGAUCUUCUCAUUUUCUGAAAGUACAACACCAUCUCCUCAUG